Molecule: messenger RNA, 2265 nt
Organism: Geodia barretti
Lineage: Eukaryota; Metazoa; Porifera; Demospongiae; Tetractinellida; Geodiidae
Source: the annotation of a GenBank genome assembly
CACUCUGUCCUUGAGGUCGACAUUUACAGGUUAGAGUCUCUCUCAGGACGCGGGGAUGGUAGCUCUGCUGGAACAUGUGGAGGUCCACUCUUUUGUCGUACUUGAAUCUCACUCUCUGUGUCUCCUCGUGUGUGUUGAAUGAGUUCAUGAGGACCAGCGGCUCGUCGCUGUUGUGCUUCUUGUUCAGAUACGGCACGACCAGGGAGAGAGGAGGGGGAGGAAGGGACUACAUAAUUAGUUGAAGAGAGAUAUUGGUGAGUGAAGUGAGCCUACCUAGUCAUCUCAAUGAGGCACAUAUUGUAAUGUUUUACGUUAUUCAAAUACAUAUGCGGAAAAUGCAACUACUCGCAUUUGUUUUCCAAAAGCAUUCGAAAUUUUGGUUAUCAUAGUGAAUAAGCAAGUGCAUGGAUAGAUUUUUCACUUCACAACAGCCUUUUAGGGUCUUUUGGGUGGGGGAGGAGAAAGAGUCUGGCAUGUCUCGUAAAUGUUCUGUACAUGUCAAGACUUGGUGUAGGCAACCACUGAACGGAAAGGUUGUGGAUGUACACGUAUGUUCCAGGGCCUUUCUUUACCGGAAUACGUCAGAUAAUACUCGCACUAGGGAGACUAAAGGCAUGUGAAGUCCAGAGGGGGAGACAAGAGAACAGGAACAUCAGGUCUACCUGACCUCCUUGAAUAGUCAGGUCAGAUGCGAGCAUGGGAAUCAUGCACAUCACAUGUGCUCUCUUGCGUGUAUCUUUUGCUCGUAAAACGAACAAUGCUGCACACUAUACACACAUAUUGGGACGGGUUUAGCGUGCAAUGUCACUGCUCUGGUGGGGGUGGGAAAUCAGUAUUAUGCUAUAACCCAGUUGGGGUUUGGUAAGUCGAGAAGUUUGGAAUUGAUAAUGAGCUAGACCCAAGUUGGUUAGGGCAAUUUCUUGUGUUUCCUGCAUUCUCUUUGCAUCCAACAGAGCAACCCACGACGGUGUUUGGUGAGAAACUGAGGGAUCAGGUAGAAGAAAGGCUUUCCUUUUUUUUGAGUCGGGGGAGCUUCCCAGCAAAAACAUAUGCCGUGAUGCAGGAGGCAAUCUCUCUGAGUCUCAGCUUCAAGCCGACAAGAUGGACCUCUCUUUGGACGCCUCCUUCACUGCUGGGGAAAGUGGUGGUGGGGAGAAGAAAAAGAAGAAGAAAAGGAAGUGGAGAGGUGAAGGAUCCUAUCUCCUCCUCCUCUUCCUCUCUCGUGCAGUUGUGAAGUGCCCCAGAGGGCCUCUGCAGAUAACAAACGGUGGCCCAGGGAUGGAGACCGAGGAAGGGGAGUGGGCACAACUGGACGCAGACACGAGGCUGGGGUUUGGUACAACAGUCACCUUCAGAUGUAACAGAGGCUAUGGACUGCCCGAGGGAGUCUGGAAUAGAACUUGUCGAUUAAACGGGACCUGGUCUGGAGCAACACCUACCUGCAACAUUCAGUGCCAUAAUCCAGAGCCCACUGGAUACACAGUCUCUCCACUGAGCAACUACUACGACAUUGGGGAUCAGAUCAGAGUAGACUGCAUGGAUGGACACGAAGGGAGCACUUACCUGACCUGUCUCCGGAGUGGAAACUGGGAAGUACACUACCCCGAGUGCUCUCGUAGCUGUGCCGCUCCGCCGGUAGACAAUGCUGACCCACCAGUUAUAGGAUCGACUGUAAAAUUCACAUACACCUGCCGCGCUGGCUACACUCUCCUGGAUGACUCCUGUGAGAACUCCACCCUCUCCAGCACCAACUACACCCUGUCCUGUGUCAAUGGAGCGUUUGAAGGACGGGUUCCAGUCUGCACAAGAGUUGAGAUAAUAACUCAGUCGAGUGACACUACUCUAGUGAACACUGUGAAUGGAGUCUAUUAUUACCAGAUGGAGGCAGAAUCAAGGGAUAAAGUGUUGACAUGUGGUCUCGAAGGAGUCGACCAAGAGCAGCAUCCAGCUCGGUGGAUUCUACCACGAAAACCAAACGGAGAACUGCCUCCUGAGGUGGUAAAUGAUGGCAACACACUCACCUUCCUCACUGCUUACGAAGAACAAAAUGACACCUACAUCUGCAACAUCUGCAACGUGAAUGCUUCAGUGAUUGUGCGUGUCACACCACCGACAACUAAUUGAUCGGUCUACUCCAGUUUGGUCAGCGUGUGAUGAUCUUUCUAUCACUAAGAGUUGACACAGCACUAUGCAAAGAUUUGUAUAUGGAAACACUGAGUAGAGUAUAUUAUUUUACCUCUAUCUGUUGGACAGUGAGGUCGAGGA